This is a messenger RNA of Procambarus clarkii (red swamp crayfish), 442 nucleotides long. Lineage: Eukaryota; Metazoa; Arthropoda; Malacostraca; Decapoda; Cambaridae. The record is from RefSeq and is a predicted model, not a curated record.
AUGGACCCACACGAGGCAGCUACUAUUGACCCAAACGAGGGAGCUACUAUUGACCAACACGAGGGAGCUACUAUUGACCCACAAGAGACAGCUACUAUUGACCCACACGCGGCAGCUACUAUUCACCCACACGAGGAAGCUACUACUGACCCACACGAGGUAGCUACUAUUGACCCACACGUGGCAGCUACUAUUGACCCACUCGAAGCAGCUAUUAUUGACCCAAGUGAGGCAGCUACUAUUGACCCACACGAGGCACCUACUGUUGACCAAACGAGAGAGCUACUAUUGACCAACACGAGGCAGGUACUAUUGACCCCUCACGAGGGAGCUACUAAUGACCCACACGAGGCAGCUGCUAUUGACCCACACGAAGCAGCUAUUAUUGACCCAAGUGAGGCAGCUACUAUUGACCCACAUGAGACAGCUACUAUAGACUCAC